This is a messenger RNA of Calidris pugnax (ruff), 3376 nucleotides long. RefSeq lists its product as uncharacterized. The annotation marks the transcript as partial. The transcript has 3 exons. Lineage: Eukaryota; Metazoa; Chordata; Aves; Charadriiformes; Scolopacidae. Gene Ontology annotation, molecular function: protein binding. The record is from RefSeq and is a predicted model, not a curated record.
CGAGUUGUUUUGCAAGGCUUAUUCAACGUUUCCCUUGCCAAUAAACCAUCUCCCCCGCCUUUAAAUGACAGGGUUGGGGACUGGAAAGAGCAGCAAAACUUGCCGACAAGGCAGAGACAAAGGGGGGUCUGGGUGCCAGCUCCUCGCCGAGGCUCAGUUAACCUCUUCCCUGGUGGGGACACAACUUCCAGGCACCAGGAAUCCAGCCCCCCCACCCCUUUGCAAGGCAAGAAGGAGGGGAGUAAGGAGUUAGCUCAGAAAUAUUUCCCUUUAAAGACUUCCAGCAGUCAGGGACCCCACACUCUCUUGCUGAGAAAAGAAAAAAAAGAAAAGCGUUGGGUUUUUUCCAUGACAUGGGGGAAAAAGGAAAAAAAAAAAAGAAAAUAAUAUGGAGAAGGGGGUUGGUUUGAGGUUGGAAAAGCGUGCUGAAAAUCCCAACAACUCCGUGGUUGAGGGGAAUCGCAGCUGAGGCUGGUGGUGGAAGGGCUGGAGAAACGGGGUGAAAUCUGAACCUCCAGCUCCCACUUUUCAUCCCUGAACCCCCAGGAAACAAAAUCCUGGGGGGUGGGUGGUGUUUCAUCAAGGAUCAAAAAGUGGUAUUUUCUAAGCAGGGGAAGGAAAGGGUUUAGGGGGAAGUUCCCCGCUCACGUAGGUACUCAAAGGCUCCGUUUUUGGAGAGGAAAUGCCUUCCUUAGAUUAGGGGCUAUUUCAAAUAGCCUUUUCCAGCUGCAGUGCUAGGGAUAAUCGCAUGGAUGCUCCGCUCUUCUGCCGCUUCCUCCCAGUACUUGGCAAGAAAAAGCAGAUCCCCUUCUUGGCUGGACCCGUCCGGUUCAUUCCCCCUCUGUCUCCCUUCCCAGGAGGAAGGAUGAGGUUCCUUCUCUGCUGCUUGGGGCUGGCGGCGCUCCUGGGGCCCUGCCUGGCCUGUCCCAGCCCCUGCUCCUGCUCCACCAAGAAGAACGGGAGGCUGUUGGCUGAGUGCGCCUACAAGGAUCUGCAGGAGGUACCCGAGGGGUUGUCCUCCAACGUGACCAUCCUCACCUUGUCGGCCAACAGGAUCGGCUGGUUGGGGCAGGGCUCCUUCGCCGAGGUGCCCGAAGUGCAGUCGCUGUGGUUGGGCUACAACCAGAUCGGGGUGGUGGAACCGGGGGCUUUCGCCUUGUUGGUGCACCUGAAGAACCUGGACCUGAGCCACAACAAGAUAGCGGAUUUCCCCUGGCAGGACCUCCGUAACCUCAGCGGGCUGCAGAUCCUGAAGAUGAACAACAACCGCCUGGCCGGGCUGCCCUGGGACGCUUUCCGCUUCUUGAAGGACCUGCGCUCCCUCUGGCUCAACGACAACGAGUUGACCACCUUGGCCGAGGGCACCUUUGACAACCUGCCCUCCCUGUCCCAGCUGCAGAUCUUCAACAACCCCUUCAACUGCUCCUGCAAGGUCUUCUGGCUGAAGAAGUGGACUGAGAAGACCUCCGUCUCCAUCACCAAGGGCGGGUCUACCCUGUGUGUGGCUCCCAGCAGGCUGAAGGGCAGGGCGGUGACGGACAUCCCCGACCACCACUGCAUUGCCCCCUCCGUGCAGCUCACCUACCUCUCCAACCUGGACAACACCGUCAUGUACGAUGGCCUCACCCUGACCCUGCACUGCAGCGUGGCGGGCAGCCCUCCGCCGGAGAUCAGGUGGAAGAUCCAGACCUCCAGCCGCCGCGUGGAGAUCAACGGGCCCAACGUGGCGCGGGAUGGAAACGUCAAGCAGAGCCAAGAGCGCUUCUUGGUCUUCAAGAACGGCACCAUGGCCAUCCCCAACUUCCGCAAGGAGGAUGAAGGCAUCUACACCUGCCUUGCUGUUAACGACGUGGGCAUGCGGGAUGUCUCGGUCAACGUGGCCUUGGCUGGGUCGGAGAAUCCAGCUGAAGACCUGCUCCAAGAUGACCCCCAAGCCAGCCACCUCGGGGGUCGGAGCUGCUACAAGGGGGAUGAAAUGGAUCCCUCUGGUGCUGGAGAAAAGCUGGUGAUCGUUUACCACAUGCCGAGGGAGUCAAAGAGCAGGUCUGGAGGAGUGGUGCCCCAGGUCCACCUGGGGACCCUCCUGCUGGCUUUGGGCAUCGUGCUCCGCUGCAUCCAAAUCUGCCACCUUCUGACUUACCUCCCUCUGAGACCAAAGUGCGGCUGCAGGAUUAAAGUCCACCCUCAACAGGGUGACCAUCACCCACCCCUGAGCCCACCACCAGCUGCUGCAACCCCCAGCUCUGCUGUUUUGUCACCGGGAAGGAGAGGGGGUGGGAGCCCUGAGAGCCCCCCCUGUGUCCCUUGGCAGGGGGAGAUGGCCCCGCUGUUGUCCCUGUGGCUGGUGGCCCUGGUGAGCCUGGCCCGGGCGUGCCCCGAGCCCUGCGCCUGCGUGGACAAGUACGCCCACCAGUUCGCCGACUGCGCCUACAAAGAUCUCCAGGUGGUGCCCACCGGGUUGCCUUCCAACGUGACCACCCUCAGCCUCUCGGCCAACAAGAUCACCUCGUUGCAACGGCGUUCCUUCGUGGAGGUGACCCAGGUCACCUCCCUCUGGUUGGCGCACAACGAGAUCCGCUCCAUCGAACCCGGUACCUUCGCCAUCCUGGUGCAGCUGAAAAACCUCGACAUCAGCCACAACCAGAUCGUGGACUUCCCUUGGCAGGACCUCUACAACCUCAGCGCUCUCCAGCUGCUCAAGAUGAACAAUAACCACAUGGCUCUGGUGCCUCAGGGGGCUUUCCACACCCUGAAGGACCUCCGGUCCUUACGCAUCAACAACAACAAGUUCACCAGCCUCGCCGAGGGGAUCUUCGACUCGCUCAGUUCCCUCUCCCACCUGCAGAUCUACAACAACCCCUUCGAGUGCUCCUGCAAGCUCCAGUGGUUGAAGAAGUGGAUGGACAGCACGCUCAUCUCCAUCCCUGAGAAGGAUUCCAUCACUUGUGCCCUCCCGGAGCAGCUCCGAGGAGUGCCGGUGGGCAAGAUCCCAGACGUGCAGUGCACCUCGCCCACCGUACAGCUCACCUAUUACCCCAACCUGGACACCACAGAGCUCUUUGAUGGCUUCACCCUGACGCUGCACUGCGCCGUGACGGGCACCCCACCACCCGAAGUGAGCUGGAAGAUCCGCACCUCCAGCCAAACUCUGGAGCUCAACGGCAACCCGAAGGAGAGCGCUGGGAAGGACCUCCCCAAACAGGACCCCGAGCGCUUCUUGGUCUUCAAGAAUGGCACGUUGCUGAUUCCCCACCUGAGCAAGCGGGAAGAAGGCACCUACACCUGCCUGGCCACCAACGAAAUGGGGAGCAACCAGACCUCGGUCAACGUGGCGGUGGCGGGCACCCAGAAAUACCCACUGCAGCCCAAGAGGGAC